Molecule: messenger RNA, 2080 nt
Organism: Melopsittacus undulatus (budgerigar)
Lineage: Eukaryota; Metazoa; Chordata; Aves; Psittaciformes; Psittaculidae
Gene: RNF11
Product: ring finger protein 11
Exons: 3
Coding region: 548-1012 (154 amino acids)
Biological process (GO): ubiquitin-dependent protein catabolic process
Cellular component (GO): ubiquitin ligase complex
Molecular function (GO): ubiquitin protein ligase activity
Source: RefSeq, a predicted model, not a curated record
GCCGCCCCACAGGAGACGGCAGGCGGCCGGUCCCGCCGACCCACUUCCCCUCGCCCGCCACAAGCGGGCAGGGCUUCCCCUCUGUGGGGCUGGGCACGUUGUAACGAGGCUUCGCGGCUGCUAACCUGGCCCGGUGGGGAGGAGUGAGAGGAGGAGCCAGGGCGGCCUGUGCGACAAAGCCCAGUGCGCAGGGAGCUGGUGACCAGGAAGCAGAACAGCGCUGGGCUGCCGUGGGGCGGGUGGACCCCACCGGAGCCCGCUGCUUCACGCCGCCCCUCCGGGGGGUGGGAGGCUCAGUCCUGCCGCCCCCCCCGGCUCGGGGGUCGGGGCGGCUGUGGAGUGAAGCGGGAGGCGGCUGGGCUGCUACUGCUGCUAAGCCGCUUAGGGCCGGGGCUGGCAUGAGCCUCCCCGGCGGGGCGGCUGCGGGCUGUGCGCUGCGGCGGGGAGGCUGAGAGCCCGGAGCCGCCGCCGGCGGGGGCUGGCGGUCCGUUACUGAGGAGGAGGAGGAGGAGACGGCGGAGGGGGAGCCCCGUAACCGGGGGGGAAGAUGGGGAACUGCCUCAAGUCCCCCACUUCGGAUGACAUCUCGCUGCUUCACGAGUCCCAGUCGGACAGGGCCAGCUACGGGGACGGGGCUGAGCCGGAUCAGGAGCCGCCGCCGCCAUAUCAGGAGCAGGUCCCCGUUCCUGUUUAUCACCCAACUCCCAGCCAGACUCGGCUAGCAACACAGCUGACAGAAGAGGAACAAAUCAGAAUAGCGCAGAGGAUAGGCCUUAUUCAGCAUCUACCUAAAGGAGUCUAUGAUCCUGGAAGAGACGGCUCCGAGAAGAAGAUCAGAGAAUGUGUCAUUUGUAUGAUGGACUUUGUUUAUGGGGACCCUAUCCGAUUUCUGCCGUGCAUGCACAUUUACCACCUGGACUGUAUAGAUGACUGGUUGAUGAGAUCCUUUACCUGUCCAUCCUGCAUGGAGCCAGUGGAUGCAGCACUGCUUUCAUCAUACGAGACUAACUGAGCCAGGGUUUCUCCACUGAACCUUCAAGGAGACCAUCCACUUUAAGGGGUUUGAUCCUUUUGUCAUUCAGCCCAAAGAGCCAGAAAUUAGGAAUUAAGAUCAUGCACAAAGUAUAUGUUUCCUAAUAAAGAAAUAAAAAAUAUUCCUGAAUGGCUGCAAAUAUUGGAAAAAAAACAUAGUAUUUUAGAGACGAUAGAGAAGUAGGUCGUUAUUUUUAAUGUAAAGCCUUGACCCACCAUUGUCUUUUAAUGUUUGUUCUUACACCCAUAUAUAGGAAUUGUGUAAAGUGUUACAGCAACUGUAAAUGUUUAAACUCCGUGUAUCCAAUUUUAUUAGCAGCGAGAUAAGAGUAUUUUUUUCCUAAAUAAAGUAACCAGUUUUGUUCUGAUUCUUUUCACAAGUCCUGGCAUUUGGGUCAAGGCUUUAUCGAAAUCUACAUUUUAUAACACUGGCACAAAGAAAUAGGUUUAAGCUUGUUUGCACAGUUCUUUUUCUUUUUCCCUUUUUUCCCCCCCUUUUUUUUUUACUCCAUUGGAGACGGAAUUCAUUGCCUUAGGUCUUUUUAAUAGUGUAUUGUUAUUGUUGGGCUGGCUCUAUGCUUGAAAACCAGUUUAUUUAUAACCUGUUAAAAGUGCUAUAUUUUGUUUGCAGUUAGGAAUAUGCAGACUUCAAAGUGAUCUCCUAGCUUGUAAGCAAACUGAGAUGCAUUAUCCCUUUUCUACAAGUGAGGUGCAAUGUGAAGAUACAAAACAAGUCCUGCAGUGAAAUUAUGGUUUCAUGGUUUUUAUCACUUGCUUUGGUUCUGAUGAAACAACAGGCGUUAAAGUCUAAUGGCACCUUUAACUUGCUCAGAUUAAAAGUGGGCCAGGAGGGCAAUAAAUAGUUACCAUGACUGAGAGAAAAAGAGAAAUAAAAUUGGAACUAAUGUAGUGUUAGCAGUGAUCAUUUACUCUACUUUAUUUCUUCCUAAAAAUGGUUGUCUUGGAUUAUAGCAAAUGGAUACUGCAUCUCUUGUUCUUGUAGUUCUUAGGUUAUCAGAAGUUAAGAAUAAACAUACUGUAUCUCAGU